Messenger RNA from Dromiciops gliroides (monito del monte), 6451 nucleotides. RefSeq names its product peroxisomal biogenesis factor 6 (gene PEX6). Bases 165 to 3140 code for a protein of 991 amino acids. The transcript is spliced from 17 exons. Gene Ontology annotation, cellular component: cytosol; peroxisomal membrane. Gene Ontology annotation, molecular function: ATP binding; ATP hydrolysis activity. Gene Ontology annotation, biological process: protein import into peroxisome matrix. NCBI's taxonomy places the organism in Eukaryota, Metazoa, Chordata, Mammalia, Microbiotheria, Microbiotheriidae. The record is from RefSeq and is a predicted model, not a curated record.
AAGUUCCCACACCCUUUUUCUCGUUCCUACUCCCCCCUACCUCCACCCCUCCCAACACUUCGGGAGCCGGAGGCGGAGCUCCUGUGGGACGGCUGCGGGUUCCUCUCGCAGGCUCUGGAAGGCGAAGCGACGGUCCCUGCUCCUACGCUUCAGUCGCGGUCCUCAUGGCGCUGGCCGUGUUGCGAGCCCUGGAGCCCUUCCCGGCCGAGGCCCCUCCGCUGGCGGUGUUGCUACCUCCAGGGGGGCCGUGGCCGGCGGCGGGGCCUGCUGGCCUGGUGCUGGCUCUGAGGCCGGCGGGGGCGGGGCCGACGGGGCCCGCGCUGCUGGUGGCUGCUCUGGAGGGCCCAGGCGAGGGGCCGGGGCCGGAGCCGGAGCCGGAGCCGGAGCCCGGGCCCCCGGAGCUGCUGGUGAGCCGGACCCUGCUGCGUCUCCUGGCGCUGGGUUCUGGCGCGCGAGUGCGGGCCCGGCCCGUUCGACGGCCCCCGGCGCUGGGCUGGGCCUUGUUGGGCGCCGCGCCGGGCUCUGGCUCCGGGACGGGCCCUCGAGCCGGGCCGGUGCUCGUGCGGCGCGGAGAGGCAUUGCCUGCGCUUGGCCCCCGGGUGCUGGAGACGCGGCCGGCGCUGCAAGGGCUGCUGGGCCCCGGCACGCGACUGGCCGUGACCGAGCUCCGGGGAAGGGCCGCUAAAGGGGGCCCCGUGCCCGGGGACAGCCGCCCCCCGUUGCCGGCUCCACCCGUGGUGUCCUCCUUCGCGGCCCCGAGCGUGCCCCGGCGGCUUCGGGGUAUCCUGAGCGGGAUCGGGGAGGCGCUGGGGGUCAGCAGGAGCUGCCUGCGGGGCCUCGGGCUCUUCCAGGGAGAGUGGGUAUGGGUGACCCCGGUCAGGGAAGGGACACCGGCCCCCCGGCCUCACCUAGCCAAGAUGCAAGUCCAGGACCCUCGCUGGAAUCUCCCCGAGAAGUUGGGAGCCGGGACCCCGGAGCUGGGGGAGCCCCUCGCCGACGGGAUGGCCCUGGUGCCUGCCAAUCUGGCCUUCAAUCUCAACUGUGAACCCUUAGAAAUCGGGGAGCUCAGCAUUCAGAGAUACUCAGAAGGAUUCAGGAGUCCUGAGGACAGAGGAAGCUGUUCAGUGCUGUCUGGGCCUCCAUUUGCCAGAGAGCUGCACAUUGAAAUUGUGUCCUCCCCCUGCUACAACACCAGUGGCAACUAUGACCAGGCUCUUUAUCAGCACUUUGAGACCCCCAGGGUAGUCCAGGAAGGGGAUAUUCUGUGCGUGCCAACAGCUGGGCAAGCGGACGUCUUAGAAAGAAGCCCAGAUAAACUGUUCAGGUGGCCUUUUCUGUUCUUCAAAGUGAAGACAACUGUUGGGGAGGCCCCAGAGGAACCAACCACUGCAUAUCUGGCUGAUACAACCCAUACCUCCUUGUACAUGGUAGGGUCUACUCUGAGUUUUGUUCCAUGGCUCCCUUCAGAGGGACAAGGUCUGUGGAGCAGCCUGUCCCCUCCAGGGCUGGAGACUCUAGUGACGCAACUCUGUGACAUCCUGAGGCCACGACUCCAUCCUGGGGGCUCUUUGUUGACAGGGACCAGCAGUGUCCUCCUGCGGGGUCCCCCCGGCAGUGGGAAGACCACAGCUGUCACUGCUGCCUGCGGCCGCCUUGGGCUCCACUUAUUCAAGGCAGACUGCUCGAGACUGUGUGCGGACUCCAGUGCAGCGGUGGAGAGCAAGCUUCGGGCCACUUUCUCCCGGGCUCAGCUUUGCCGCCCGUCUGUUCUGCUGUUGAGAAGUGUGGAACUCCUGGGCUGGGAACGAGAUGGGCUGGGUGAGGACGCCCAUGUGGUAGCCGUGCUUCGACACCUUCUUCUGAAUAAGGAUCCCCUCAUCAGUUCGCUACCUCUGCUGGUGAUAGCUACAACAAGCUGCCCCCAGAACGUGCCCUCUGAUGUGCAGAUAGCAUUUCCUCAUGAGCUGGAGGUUCCCAUGCUGUCUGAGGAGCAUCGGCUCAGCAUCCUGCAGGCACUCACCACCCGCCUCCCUUUGGGCCAGGAAGUGAACCUCGCCCAGCUGGCAAGAAGAAGUGCAGGCUUUGUGUUGGGUGACCUCUGUGCCCUGUUGGCCUACAGCAGCCGAGCGGCCUGCGCCAGGAUCCAGACAGGUGCGAUGGCUGCCGGCAGCUUGAGUGAGGAAGACGAGGGGGAACUGUGUACUGCUGGCUUUCCCAUUCUGGCCGAGGACUUUGGGGUGGCACUAGAACAGCUGCAGAUGGCGCACUCUCAGGCCAUUGGGGCCCCCAAGAUCCCAGCCGUGUCCUGGCAGGAUGUGGGAGGGUUGCAGGAUGUGAAGAGGGAGAUCUUGGAAACCAUUCAGCUCCCUCUGGAGCACCCGGAGCUGCUGGACCUGGGACUGAGGCGCUCCGGCCUUUUGCUGUAUGGGCCUCCAGGCACUGGAAAAACUCUUCUGGCAAAGGCUGUGGCUACUGAAUGUAGCCUCACCUUCCUCAGUGUGAAAGGUCCUGAGCUCAUCAAUAUGUAUGUGGGCCAAAGUGAGGAGAACGUGAGGGAAGUGUUCUCCAGGGCUAGAGCUGCUGCCCCAUGCAUCAUUUUUUUUGAUGAGUUGGAUUCCUUGGCUCCAAGUCGGGGGCGAAGUGGGGACUCUGGUGGAGUGAUGGACAGGGUGGUCUCCCAGCUCCUGGCUGAGCUUGAUGGACUUCACAGCAGCCAAGAAGUAUUUGUAAUUGGGGCUACCAACAGGCCUGAUCUCCUAGAUGCUGCACUGCUGCGGCCGGGCAGGUUUGACAAACUGGUGUUUGUGGGGCCGAGCGAAGAUCGGGCUUCCCAGCUUCGGAUUCUAAGUGCCAUCACACGAAGGUUUAAGCUUGAGUCCUCUGUGAACCUGGUGAGCGUCCUAGAUCGAUGCCCAGCCCAGCUGACCGGUGCCGACUUGUACUCCCUCUGUACCGAUGCAAUGACUGCAGCACUCAAGCGAAGGGUCCAGGACAUUGAAGAUGGACUGGAGCCAGCUAAUUCAGCACUGCUUCUUACCAUGGAAGAUUUGGUCCAGGCUGCUGCCCGGCUACAGCCAUCUGUUUCGGAGCAGGAGCUGCUCCGUUACAAGCGCAUUCAGUGCAAAUUUGCAGCCUGCUAGGAUCACUUUGGGCUAUACCCCAGCCCUACCCUCUCCAGCAGCCCUGGAACAACAUCAGUGAUCCAGCUGGAGUGGGCAGCGCCUAUCAGUCUAAUUCAGGCCACCUCACCUGGAAAGGCUUCCCUGCCCAGUUCUGCCUCCUUGUUGUGGAGGGAGGACACUGUCAGAGGUCAAAACAGGAGUCAGGGCUGUAGGGACCUGGGUAGGUGAAGGGUGGUAGGACCUGGCAGAAAAUCCUACUGUCCAAAGUUCAUCCUUUACAAUGUUAGCCCAGUUUGGGAGUUUCAACAGAUCCUGCCCCCAUGCAUUACUGUUGAGUGACCAUCACUUCUGAGGUCUGGGCGAAGCACGCCUUCCCCAGUUCCUGGCCAGAAACUAGGUGUAAGAUGAGACUUAUCUUUUCACAUAUGGCCAAUGUAUUUUGUUGCUAUGCAGUUUGUUGGAGAAAAAGUCAUUAGGAAGUGAUGGUGAUUUUUUUUUUCAAAUAUCAGUAAAACAUUUAAAAGAGUUGGGCUUGGCUAAGACCAGGAUAGGCAGAGAGAAAGGAAGGUGGAAGGAGUCCUGGGAACUUAACGCUGAGGCUAGAAAUGGUAUUCACCAUCACUAUCUGUUCUUUCCUAUUCCAGCCCAGAAUAAAAGUGUGUGCUGCCCCCUUCUGGUUUUGUAGGGGUGAGACAGGAGCUCGGGGACCCAAGGACCAGGGGAAAUUGGGACCAAUGGGUGUUAUCCAGGCAAGAAUCAGAAGUGACAAUAGGAGUCAUCAAAUUACUACCUGCCUGGAAGAGACCUGAGAAAUCUUGUCCAGCCUCCUCACUUUACAAAUGAGGAGACCAAGUACUCAGAAAGUCAAGCACCUUGUCCAAAGUCCCAUGCCAAGAUUCAGCCCCCACACUGAUUUUUCCAGUCUCUCUUCUCUGUCCAGGGAGCGGCAUAGGAUGCAGGCUCUGAGGGUCUAGAGCUCACUACAUCUGGAGGGGGCUGUUGAGGGGACAGUGGAAGGAUGUCUUAGUGGCCUAAGGGGAGGGCAAGUGCUUAGCACACAAACACAGACACAGAAGAGGCACGAUUCUGUAUUAUUUGGCCCCAAACCAAAGGUGAGGUCCAGUGUACAACUUCUCCCAGGAUUCCACCAACCUCCCCUUCCAGACUUUCCUCUGUAGGUUAAUCCUGUUUGUUAGGAUGGCUAUGCUGGGUUUGUGAAGUUCUUUGGUGAUGCUUCAGCCAGUCUUCUUGAGUACGUGGAUAAAGUAGCAGGGUGCAGAGGAUUGGCCAGGUUUGUAAGGUUUGAAGUCUCCAAGGACGCUGUGCUGGCACCUCCCUUGAAAGGCUUCCCGGAGAAGCUCUGUGAAGGGCGCCAGGCGAUGAGGGUAGUACGAGAGACGGAACUUACUGCAACAGGAUCAAAGGUGGAGACAGCCAUGAGAAGCUAGAGAGAGAAUAGACUGGGGACCACGAGGGAGAAGGACAUGGAUGGGGAUUCCUCAGUAGGCCUUCAGGUUAGGCCUGCUGCAGAUGGCCUAGGAACCCUGGGACAAGAUAAACCAGAGGAAUGUCUCUAGGAUUGGGGAGGGGGGCUCGGCAGGCUUCCAACUUCACCCUUCUCCCUCCUCUGAAAGAAGUCUCAGUACCUCAAGCCAAGGCUGCCAUCCUUUCCAGCACCAGGUACUUGGACAGUAUAAUCCAGGGUUACCAUGUGAGCCUUGUUGUUCACAGUCAGUACUGAUGUAGUGAUAUCCUUAGUCAGGUCACUCUGUGGAUGGUAGAAAAGGAAGCUACCAUUGCCUCCCCCAAUAGGCCUCCUCCCCUCUGAAAGCUGUAACCUUGGUUAUAGGUUCCUUUAUAGAAGUUUGUAUAAAUUACCUCCUUCCUAUGUAUUUCCUCUCUCCAUUUCCUAGGACUAUUGCCUCCCUCAAAGGGAUCCUCUUUUGCUGAAUCUCGAUAGAUGCCCUUAACACUUGCACCUCUCAGGUGGCCCCCCACACUGUCCAGGAUCCUCUUUCUGCUCCAUGGUCUUAACUGUUUUCUCUGCAGAUAAUUCAAAUACUGGUUGUGUGCCACAGUUCACUCAGCUGUAAAACGAAGGGGUUGCGUGCGAUGGCCUCUCACAUCCCUUCUAGCUUGAAAUCUGUCACUCUGUGGUCCCCGCAUUUGUAUAUCUGUUUUUAGUUGGCAUGUUCUUCAACUAUCUUUGGACAUCUUGAAACAUAUGUGCCACAGGCAUCUCAGCAUGUCUAAAGCGAAACUUGUUCCCUAAUCCCCUUUUCUAGACUCCCUUAUUAGUCUUUUUUUUUUUUGUCCCUUAUCAGUCUUAAGGACACAUCCCCCAAGUCCUCCAAGCUCACAGCCUUGACAUCAUCCUCAGCUCUUUAUCUGUCAUCAUUUCUACCUUCACUGCUUCUCUUGUAUACAUCCCUUUUUCACAAAGCCCUGACUAGCCCAGGACCACAUCACCUGUGACUGGACUAUUGCCAUAUCCUGGUUCAUCUCCCUGCCUCAUCCCUCCCCACGCUAACCCAUCCUCUCCACUUAGCUGCCAAAGUGAUUUUUUUAAAAGCAUAGUUCUGACUGUGUUACCCCACCCUGCUUUGUGAACACUGGUGGUUCCCUGUUAUCUCUAGUAUCAAAUAUGAAGUUCUGCAGCCGCUAGGUGGUGAAGUAGAUAGAGCACCAGCCCUGGAGUCAGGAGGAUCUGAAUUCAAAUCCAGCAUGACAUUUACUAGGUGUGUGACCCUAGGCAAGUCAUUUAACCUUGAUUGUCUCCCCGUCAAAAUCAAAUAUAAAAUUCUCUAUUUGGCAUACUUAUCCCAGCUCCUUCCUAGUUUUCCAUCCUUCCUAUAACCUUAUCCCUCUCAGCAAACUCUACAGCCCAGCCUGUUAACUCAGAGAUCCGCAAUAAAACACUUAUCAACCCUCUCUGUACCUCUACAAUGGCUAUCUCCCGGGCCCGGAAUGCUUUGCCUCCUCACCUCAGCCUCCUAAUUUCCCUGGCUUCCUUUAAAACUCAGCUCAACACUUACUAGCUGUGUGACUCUGGGCAAGUCAUUUAACCCUCAUUGCCCCGAAAAAACAAACCCAGCUCAAAUCCCACUUGCCAGAGGCCAUUCCCAUACCCCCAGGUGCUAGUGCCUUCCUCUCGUAUUAGCUUCCAUGUCCUCUUUAUGUGUCUUGUAUGUAUGUAAUUAUUCACAGGUUGUCUCUUCCAUUGGAAUGUGAGCUCCUUGAGAGCAGGACUGGCUUUUGCUUUCUUUGUAUCCUCAGUGCUCAGCCACAAUGCCUGGCACACUCAGUAAAUGCUUAUUAACUGCCACCUC